Salvia miltiorrhiza (redroot sage) is the source of this 1390-nucleotide messenger RNA. RefSeq names its product ethylene-responsive transcription factor 5-like. Gene Ontology annotation, molecular function: DNA binding; DNA-binding transcription factor activity. The record is from RefSeq and is a predicted model, not a curated record. The transcript has a single exon. NCBI's taxonomy places the organism in Eukaryota, Viridiplantae, Streptophyta, Magnoliopsida, Lamiales, Lamiaceae. The coding region runs from base 368 to 1117 and encodes 249 amino acids. Gene Ontology annotation, biological process: ethylene-activated signaling pathway; regulation of DNA-templated transcription.
AAGAAUUGAAUAAAUCCCGAAAAUACUAAAAUAAGUUCGUUCGCACGAAUGGGCGAGGAAGCAACGUCGAAAUAAGCCUAGUCUUAUAGUAGUCGACAUGGCCACGGGACCUUAUAUCCAAACAUCACUGUACAAUUUAGGAAAACGACAAACCACUCGACACACCAUUUUUUAAAAAGUUUCCAAUAUUAUACUACUAGACUAGUACAAGUCUUUAGUUGGAAUUCCGCUCUUAUGAUUAGCCAUGCGUUCCUUCCUCUCUCCUCCCAUGAACCCGCCGCGAAGCCGCCUCCUUCAACCCCUUAUAUAAACACAUUUCUCACUCCAUAUUUUCCACUCACAACAAAAAUUCAAAUUCAAACCCAAUAUGUCUAAUACACUUAUCAUGGCUUCUCCCGAUGAAACCUCAGCUCUUGAUCUCAUACGCCAACACCUCCUUGAUGAUUUUGCUUUCGCAGAAACUUACUGCUCAUCUCAAUCCCAAAUCUCUAGAACCUCCAGCUCAACCAGCUCCAAUCUCUCCGAUCUCACAACCGCCGACUGUUUCGAAUUCGAGACCAAACCGCACAUUGCGAUGAGAGAGAAGGCCAAGCCGGCGCUCAACAUCGCCAUUCCGAAAGUGACCAACAAGGCUGCUCUAAUCCACCUCGCCGGCGCCGCUGUAGAGGAUUCCGGCGACCGGAGACACUUCAGAGGCGUGCGGCAGCGGCCGUGGGGGAAGUUCGCGGCGGAGAUACGCGACCCCAACCGGAAGGGGACUAGGGUUUGGCUGGGGACGUUCGACACCGCGAUGGAGGCCGCCAAGGCCUACGAUAGGGCGGCGUUCCAGCUCAGAGGGAGCAAGGCGAUACUCAAUUUCCCGCUCGAGAUCGGCAGUAUGGACCAAUCUGCGGUGCCGCAGAUUGAGGCGGUGGUGUGCCGGAAGAGAAGGAGGGACGGGGAGGGCGAGGAGAGAGAGAGGAAAGAGGUGAAAACGGAGAGUAGUGAGUUGACGGCGGCGGUGCCGCUGACGCCGUCAAGUUGGACGGCCGUUUGGGAUGGAGGGGAAGGGAAAGGGAUAUUUGAGGUCCCGCCGUUGUCGCCUUAUCCACAAAUGUCGUCGGUUAUUCGUGUUUGAAUUUGGUGAAUAUGAUAAACGUUAGUUGGGGGACCAAAGCGCACCUGACGGCAAAAAGUCUGGGUGGUUUAGGAAUUUGUGAAAGUUAUGGGGCAGCUAUUGGAGUUAUGCUCUUUUUUGGGGUUUUUUUUUUUUUAAAUCUAUGUAGAUAUAUAGAACUAGCAAGUGGUGAUUAUGUGGGUCGAGUCAUUUGUUUAUUCCUUUGUUGGAGAUGGAUGCACGUCUCUUGUUUAUUUAAUUAAUUUAAUCAUCAAGCAACAACUUUUGUUUCGA